Messenger RNA from Neoarthrinium moseri, 1038 nucleotides. RefSeq lists its product as uncharacterized. The record is from RefSeq and is a predicted model, not a curated record. The coding region runs from base 1 to 1038 and encodes 345 amino acids. Lineage: Eukaryota; Fungi; Ascomycota; Sordariomycetes; Amphisphaeriales; Apiosporaceae. The transcript has 2 exons.
AUGGCAGCCGCUGCUUUGAUGAGCCCGGCUCCGGCAUAUCACCCACAUGGUCCGAGUUUCCCGCCCUCGUAUUCACAUCAACCUCCUUCAGGUCCCAUGCCUGGACUGAUCUCCCACGUGGAGUCCUCCCGGAGGACCUCCAAGGACUCGGAGCCCUCACAUAGGCAGUCUCUUCCCUCGAUAUCCGAGAUGUUCAGCGGGAAGCCCACGGUCUACUCCCCGACGACUCCCACCUCCAUGGCAGGCUCACAGAGCCUGCCGCCACCGCCGCCACCGCAACAGCAGCCGCAACCGCCGUCCUCGUUUCCGUCGUCAGCGUCAACCCGGGCGGACCCAGGUCCGGCCUCCCAGCCUCUGCCGCCACACUUCUCACAGAGACCUGAAACGACAGGCCCGCCAGGUCCGGUGUACCAGUACGACCAGCGCGAGCUCUCAAAAGCUCCUGAGCACAAUCAGAGGCAUAGCGCCUUGUCCAAUCCUCACGCGCCACCUGUAUAUCAGCCUCCGCCGCCCGGGCAACUUCCUCCAGGGCAACUGCCUCUGUCGCAGGCUCCUCCCAUGUCGCCACGGCAUAUGGGUCCCAUGCCGCCGUUCGACCCUCAACGACCCCCACUGCAUGGCGAAGAGGAAUACGGCAUUCAACGUAGGUAUGAUUCAAAUAAUCUGAACCGCCAUUUCGAAACAUGGAAUUACACGGAUUGUCUCCAGAGGAUUGCAUGGAGCUCUAGGACAAUCUGCAACUUUGCUGAGGCCUAUGCGAACAUCGCUUCCGAACAACACGGCGGCCAACCAAUACCGCAACGGUUACCGACAGAACGCGAGGUCGCUGAAAUGUUGGGUAAUGUGGAUUACCUUCGAAAAACAAUCGAGAACGUACGAGACGUGGUUCAACACAGUAUUGCCAGCGAAAAGGCGCGCGAGGGAGGAAAACAUAAAUCUUCUUACGACGACGACGAGGUUUCCAUGUAUGGAGACGGGGUGAAGCAACAUUAUGGGAUUGGUGAGGUCAAGAAACGCCGCGGUGUGAGUGCCUCCUGA